This is a messenger RNA of Trematosphaeria pertusa, 1461 nucleotides long. Its product is annotated as kinase-like protein. Gene Ontology annotation, biological process: protein phosphorylation; mitotic DNA damage checkpoint signaling. Bases 1 to 1461 code for a protein of 486 amino acids. The transcript is spliced from 2 exons. Gene Ontology annotation, cellular component: nucleus; cytoplasm. The record is from RefSeq and is a predicted model, not a curated record. Lineage: Eukaryota; Fungi; Ascomycota; Dothideomycetes; Pleosporales; Trematosphaeriaceae. Gene Ontology annotation, molecular function: protein serine/threonine kinase activity; ATP binding.
AUGGAAUCCUACUAUCCAGACCACGAUGGGACCGGUACCGAAGAACCCGAUCCCAAGCGGGAUAUCCCUCCACUACUGGUGCCUUGGAAUGUCCUGGACAUGUCCGACAUCGGCAGACUUUCCCCGUCUUCAGAAAGUCGAAACGACAAUAACAUUGACGACUUCUUCUCCGCAAAAUCGGUUAUAUCCACGAGCACUUUCUACACGGCCAACCAGCCGACGGGGGAGAAAAUUGGCAACCAUCCCUCCCGACUGCAAGAUGACCAUGAGUACUCUAGGAUUCUUCGGAGCAGGAGACUAUGGCCUGUAGAACCAAUGAUUGAACAAGACUGGUCGGGCCGAGGUCAACACGCUGAGUUCCAAAAGGAAGAACGACCUCUAGUCGAUGAAAUCCUAAAGACCGAGGAGCUUUUGGGGAGCACAAGCUCAGCGGUUGUGCAGAGUGUCAAGUGCAAGCGAAUCCUCCUGGCCCGGAAGACGAUCCGCUGCAACCGCCACUUAACGAAAGAGGAAGCAGUCGAUGAAGUGGCGCACCUCCAUCAGAUCAAUCACGCACAUGUGAUACGAGUCAUUGGAACCUAUAUCAUGGGUCAAGAUCUUUCCAUCCUCCUCUAUCCCGUGGCAGAAUACAACCUCGAGAGUUUCCUUGAGGAAUACACAACCCAAGAGUAUUGGCUCAUAUUCCUGCUGGGAAGGAGGCUUGAUUCCCUCCGUCGAUUCUUCCGCUGUCUGUCCAGUGCCAUGGAUUACAUUCAUAGCGCAAAGAUAAAACACAUGGAUAUCAAACCGAAGAACCUCCUAGUCCGACGAACGACGACUAAAACGACCCCUCUCGGCGUGGACGCGUCCGAUGGUUGGAGAAUCUACAUUGCAGAUUUCGGUAUUGCGAAAUCAUACACCACCAUUGAAGAAACGGAGACCGAUGGCCCCACCAGGUUCACUCGGAAAUACGCCGCUCCGGAAGUAGUUGAUCAAGCUAAACGAGGGCUCUCUGCCGACGUUUUUUCUAUGGGCUGUGUGUUUAUCGAGAUCCUGGCGACAAUAAUUGGCAUAAGGGAGUAUUUCAAUGCACUGGAUUCAGCGAAUACAGUACAGAUUGGGAGAGGGUGUGGCGAUCAUCUUUCCGCAUUGCGCAGGCUACUUGCGACGAACGACUUUGGAGACACUUCGUAUCAGGCAAAUCUGACGGCUGUUCGAAGCUUUUUGGACCAAUUGCAUUCUCUUAGCACCUUGGAGAGGAAUCCGCAGUUCAUCAGGUGGGUGUAUAGGGAUGGAAGCCAAAGUCUGUGGGGGCUUGCAGAUCUCACAGGGCAGAUGCUCGAUGUGGACCCUCUCCAGCGACCAUCAGCCGCGGACAUCGUUCUUCUCUUAGGUCGUCUUCCAUGUUGUACGGCCGGAUCCGACCAGCUUGAAGCUGUCAACCCUGCCGGCAAGUUCACCUCCCUCUCUGAAGAAGAAUAG